AGUCAUGUAGGGUAAUACAUUUCAAAGUCGUCAAAUCAACCCUACUUACCAUGUUUGGUUAUAAAUAUAGCUCCAAUAUCAUAGAAAAAUAGUUGAAGUGUAUUUUAAAAGAUUGUUUCUAUGUGGCCGUUGCUUAUAAGGAGGUAGAUGCAAUCGAUUUUGUAGAUAUUUCUGCCAAAAUAUUUUUGUAAUUUCUCUCCUCCUCUUUUGAAGAGCUCAAUAUCUAACGAGUGACAUCCUGAAAAGGUAUGCAAUCCAAUUCAUUUCAAACAUGGUCUACAGUGUCCAUCUUGACAUUACUUGAAACGUUUAAGUAUAUACUAGAUGCUGGUCUGGCAUGAUUAAUACAUAAAUCAAUAGAACCUACAACAAUGGUUCUGAAAACAUUCCUGAGGAAGUUAACCAGAAAGAAGCACAUUCCCAAGACACCAUCGACCACAUUGAAGAAAUGUCUGACCACAUGGGACAUGACCUUAAUGAGUGUUGGGAUGAUGGUAGGAGCAGGGAUCUAUAUACUUGUAGGUGUGGCAGCCAAAGAGCAAGCAGGUCCUGGAAUCAUUAUCUCAUUCAUUAUAGCUGGUGUGGUGUCUCUAUUGAAUGCAGUAUGUUUAGCUGAGAUUGCAGCCAGAGUACAUAGGGCAGGCUCAGCUUAUGUUUACACCUAUGUCACCCUUGGCGAGUUUCCUGCUUUUCUGUUAGGCUGGGGGCAGGUGGUUGGUAGUGUGUGUGGCGGAGCUCUGACCAGCAAAACUUGGAGUGGAUACCUGGAUGCGUUGCUAGGCAACAGAAUCCGGACAUUCACAGAGGAGAGAAUUGGAAACUGGACUUCUGUUGGAGAACCUGUUGCUGAAAUGCCAGAUCUGAUUGCUCCUUGUGUCGUUAUCAUUCUCUGCAUAGUUGUCUCGUUAGGUGCUAAACUUGGAGCGACUGUUAAUGCAAUACUAGCAGGUUUAAAUUGCACAAUCCUUAUGUUUGUAUUUAUUGUUGGUGUUAUCUAUGGAGACAUUAAGAAUUGGACUCUUGAGGAUAAAGGUGGUUUUCUGCCAUUUGGAUUUGCUGGUGUGGUUACAGCAUCCGCCGCGUGUGUCUAUGCCUUUGCAGGGUACGAUGUUGUUGCUUUAGCUGUUGAAGAGGCGAAGGAACCUCACAAAGCAGUCCCAAGGGCUUUAUGUAUAUCCCUCUUUGCGGUUGCCUUAUUAUAUAUAGCAACGUCAUGCGGGAUGACACUUAUUGUCCCAUUUGACGAGAUAGACAAAUCAGCUCCCUUACCUUCAGUAUUUGCAACCCAUGGGAUCCACUGGGCUAAAGUUAUUGUAUCUGUUGGACCAUUGUUUGGACUGACCACCAAUAUGCUUGGUAAUUUUUUCGGACUUGGUCGACUUCUAUAUACCAUGGCAGAGGAUGGCCUAGUGUUCCCAUAUCUACACUGGGUAAAUGAGCGCACUGGUGUCCCUGUUGCAGCCAUUAUGACAAGUGGCGGUAUGAUGGCAGUUAUUAGUACAUUCUUUGAUCUCGAGAAUAUCAUAGGAUUUAGCAUAAUAUUAGGAUUAUUAAAUGGCCUGUUGAUCACUAUUGGCAUGAUAUUCCUUCGUUUUAGUCCACCAUCAACUCACAAUGUGACUGCGUCUAUCAAGAACACUUACACCAAUGGUCCAAUAAACUAUGAGAGUGAUAGAGAAUAUCUGUUGGAGGAACAUGAAUCUAAGGGUUCUAAGGAAUCGGCUGAAAUAGAGACAAAUGAGAAUGGGGAAUUUCAGUUGACUGACUCUGAAGUUCAAGAUGCGGCAGGCACGCUAAAACAUUCCAUGUCAUUCAUAGGACGUUAUUUUAAAUGUAAGCCAGGUCAGUUGGUAUUUUACACAGUGAUGUUCCUUCUUGUAUAUCUACCAAUACCAUGUGCAGUUUUGCUUUAUGGGAAGGAUGUCGUGUUGAAGGAUGCUGGGAUUGCUAGUGUGUCUUGUAUAGCGAUGUCACUGCCAGUCAUCCUUGCCAUGAUCAUAAUCUAUGGUCACCACCAGAACCCAGAACCUCUUCAGUUUUUUGUACCCUUUGUUCCUCUUGUACCAGUCCUCUCCAUGUUUUGCAACAUUGGUCUAAUUGUGUCCACGGGGUCCAUGGCUAACUUCAUAGGAUGCUCUUUGGUCAUGGGGAUAGGUGUGAUCAUGUACUUGGCCUAUGGAAUAAGAAAGAGCAAAGAGAACAACACAGACAGGGCAUAUGCCCACCUGGAACUGGAACUUGAUGAACUGGAUUGAGAAAAAAAAUUAAGUUAAAAUAUUAAAUGAGAAAUCUUGUUAAUGCAUGUUUAUACUAAGGACACUGGACGGAUAUUUAAGUGAGAAUAUUAAAUGAGAAUAUUAAAUGAGAAAACUGGCACAGUACUUUAAACCAACUUAUAACAUACCUAUGAUGAUGUAUAGUGCAAAGUGUACACAAGACAGCGGGCCAAUAUAAGUUUUGAAAAGCCCGCGCCCGC
Owenia fusiformis is the source of this 2476-nucleotide messenger RNA. Lineage: Eukaryota; Metazoa; Annelida; Polychaeta; Sabellida; Oweniidae. The record is from the annotation of a GenBank genome assembly.